Molecule: messenger RNA, 3337 nt
Organism: Colossoma macropomum (tambaqui)
Lineage: Eukaryota; Metazoa; Chordata; Actinopteri; Characiformes; Serrasalmidae
Product: potassium voltage-gated channel subfamily D member 3-like
Exons: 7
Coding region: 373-2295 (640 amino acids)
Biological process (GO): potassium ion export across plasma membrane; protein homooligomerization
Cellular component (GO): neuronal cell body; voltage-gated potassium channel complex; membrane
Molecular function (GO): protein binding; A-type (transient outward) potassium channel activity
Source: RefSeq, a predicted model, not a curated record
GAGAGAGAGAGAGAGAAGUGGGCUCCUCAUGUCUUCCAGUUCCAGGCUGCUCUCCUCUGUCCGCGCUGAUGGAGGGAGGCUGAGCUGAAGGCUGGAGAGCUGGAGAGAUGGAGGGAUGUACCGAUGGAGGGAUGAAGUGACACGGCGUUAACCGUCCUCUGUCUUCGUUUCCGCUCUUUUUCUCACUUGUUCCGCUCCGCGUCCCGCAGCUGCUUCAUGACCAAAGACUCCGUAGCGGAGUUGAUCUGCCAAAGAAGCGAGUCGAUUUCCUUCCGUUUCAGUUCCUCUCGUACUUCAGAUGAUGGCUGAUUUUAGAGCACGCUCCAUUUGAAGGAGACACACCUGUCCUGAGGAUCCUGUGUUGGAGUCAGCAUGGCAACUGGAGUGGCAGCAUGGCUCCCUUUUGCCCGGGCAGCUGCCAUCGGCUGGAUGCCAGUGGCAAAUUGCCCCAUGCCCCCUGCCCCCAGGGAGCACAGCAAGAAGCAGGACGAGCUCAUCAUUCUGAACGUCAGCGGGCGCCGCUUUCAAACCUGGAGGACCACACUGGACCGUUACCCGGACACCCUGCUCGGCAGCACCGAGAAAGAAUUCUUUUACAACGAGGAAACAAAAGAGUACUUCUUCGACCGGGAUCCGGAUGCAUUCCGCAGCGUCCUCAACUUUUACCGCACGGGCAAGCUGCACUACCCGAGGUACGAGUGCAUCUCGGCCUUCGACGAGGAGCUGGCUUUCUUCGGCAUCAUCCCGGAAAUCAUCGGCGACUGCUGCUACGAAGAAUACAAAGAUCGCAAGCGGGAGAAUGCGGAGCGCCUCAUGGAUGACCAGGAGGAGAACAAAGACAGCAAAUUGCCCAACAUGAACUUCCGGGAGACCAUGUGGAGGGCCUUCGAGAACCCCCACACAAGCACCAUGGCCCUGGUGUUCUACUACGUGACUGGCUUCUUCAUCGCGGUUUCCGUCAUCACCAACGUGGUUGAGACAGUUCCUUGUGGUUCCACGCCCAACCAGAAGGACGUGCCCUGCGGAGAACGUUACACCGUAGCCUUCUUCUGCAUGGACACUGCCUGCGUCAUGAUCUUCACUGUGGAGUAUCUCCUGCGGCUGUUCGCGGCGCCCAGCCGCUACCGCUUCAUGCGGAGCGUGAUGAGCAUCAUCGAUGUGGUGGCCAUCCUGCCCUACUACAUCGGCCUGGUCAUGACCAACAACGAGGACGUGAGCGGCGCCUUCGUCACCUUGCGCGUCUUCCGCGUUUUCCGCAUCUUCAAAUUCUCGCGCCACUCGCAAGGCCUUCGCAUCCUGGGAUACACGCUGAAGAGCUGUGCUUCGGAGCUGGGCUUCCUCCUCUUUUCCCUCACAAUGGCCAUCAUCAUCUUUGCUACAGUCAUGUUCUACGCGGAGAAGGGGUCGAGCUCUAGCAAGUUCACUAGCAUUCCUGCCUCUUUCUGGUACACCAUUGUUACAAUGACCACGCUGGGUUAUGGAGACAUGGUGCCUAAGACGAUCGCGGGGAAGAUUUUCGGCUCCAUCUGCUCCCUGAGCGGGGUGCUGGUAAUAGCCUUGCCUGUGCCUGUCAUCGUGUCCAACUUUAGCCGAAUCUAUCACCAGAACCAGAGAGCAGACAAGCGGCGUGCUCAGAAGGUACAGAAAGCCCGCCUGGCCCGGAUAAGAAUAGCCAAGAAGGGCAGCUCCAACGCCUACCUGCAGAGCAAACGCAACGGCCUCCUGAACGAGCUUCUGGAUCUGACGGGUUCAGAGGAGGAGGAGCAGCACAUGAACAAAACCUCAUCGCUGUUGGAGAGCCAACACCACCACCUACUGCACUGUCUGGAGAAAACUACUGCUCACGAAUUUGUGGAUGAGCAGCUGUUCGAGCAGAACUGCGUAGAGGGGGCACAGUUUUCUCGCAGCCCAUCUCUGUCCAGUCAGGAGGGCUUCACAGGCACCUGCUGCACCCGCCGCUCCCGCAAAAGGAUCCCUCUGCCCAACGCCAGCCUGUCCACCACACACACGCACACACACACGCAGGGCCUGCAGGAGCUCAGCGCCAUUCACAUCCAGUGUGGAGAUCAGCCCAGCCUCAGCACAAGCAGUCGCUCCAGUCUCAACAUGAAGUCCAGCGAGAGGAGCCGGAUUAACUGCAGGGGGCAGCAGAUUACCACAGCUGUCAUUAGCCUGCCAUCACCCACCAACUUCCCACCGGACGGAGACGGCCACGGUCCGGCUAACCCCAUCCCUGCCCCACCCACCAUCAACACCACCACCAGCUCUAACAUCGUCAAGGUGUCAGCCCUGUGACCCGCCCGCUCCCCGCCCACAACCAAUCCCCUACCACCACGAGAAGGAAGGACCGUGGAAGAGCCAGCAGAGCCCUGAGCCUGUAGCUGAACAUGUCUGGUGGACAUUGUGGAAUAAAAACAUGGACAGAACAUUGAAGCUGCAGCCUCUGACUGAUGCCUGGACCUGGAAGAAAAUGGCUGGAUUUCAGCCUGUGUGAUUCAGAGGCUUCCAGACAUUGUUGUUCUUCAGAUUUAAUAGACGUUGGCCGGUGGAUGUUCAUGCAGAUGUUUUGGGACUGAAGGAUAAGGAUCGCUGUUUAAAGGCGAGGAGGCUGAAGGCGAUUAGUGUAAAAUGUUUUGUUUCAGUUCGGUCAUCCGUCAUCGAUCAUGAUAGGCGCACAGUACAUAAUGGAAAUCAACGUGGUUCAAUAUUGUGUGAUAUUCACAAGUCCCAGUGGAAUCUGUCAGAAGUAUGGUAAUGUAAACAGUACAUUUGGGCAAGAUUAUAUUGUUCUUUAAUACACUGCAGGCAAACAUAACUUUGCAGAGAGAGGCCAGCCGUUCAAAAUUAGUCUAGAAGGGUGUUUGAGUUUUAUUACUGCUUCUUUUGAGUAGAAAUAUGUGCUCGAUGUUUCAAUACUGUUUUUAAUGUACCCUCAACAAAUUUGCCUUGCGGCUCCAAAGUGCAUAGCACCUGCGUUACAGAAGUGGCCGCAAGCAUGGUGCAAAAUACACUAGGACCCCCUAAUUAAAACGCUUGGACCCCCUGAUUGUCUCAAAAUCUAAAUUCUGGGAGGGUCCCUGAAAAUAAACCUGUUACGACAUUAUGCUGUGCGUUAAGGAAAAAUAGAUGCUCAAAUAUAAAUUCAUGGAAAGAUCAUUGUUUAUCUGCUUCACCCACAAUCGGCUUCUGUCUUUGGCAUUUUAAACUAACUAGAGAUGCAGCACUGGUCUGCCUCAGGGUGGUGCUGUAGCAAAGUAUUCCACCCAGUUGGUUCUUCAUAGCAUUUACAUUGUAUUUAUGGCAUUUGGCAGACGCUCUUAUCCAGAGCGACUUACAG